This is a messenger RNA of Uranotaenia lowii, 821 nucleotides long. It is a transcript of the gene Pdrg1, whose product is annotated as p53 and DNA damage-regulated protein 1. NCBI's taxonomy places the organism in Eukaryota, Metazoa, Arthropoda, Insecta, Diptera, Culicidae. The record is from RefSeq and is a predicted model, not a curated record. The transcript is spliced from 2 exons. Bases 249 to 662 code for a protein of 137 amino acids. Gene Ontology annotation, biological process: protein folding. Gene Ontology annotation, cellular component: prefoldin complex.
CCACAUCGGAUCGGUUCAAAAGUUUUCCGAUUCAACUCGCCGCAACAUAAAUCGUUCAACACCCAAUCGAAGUAGACGUCGUACGUUCGCGCACGCAAUCCCCCCCGGUGAUAAAAACGUGUGUAAUCUGUUGGAAGAAGAGCAGCACCCGGCAAGUGGAAGGUACCUGAUCUCGUGUGGAAACAGCGGACACCGAACCAGUUCCGGUUUUUAAUUGAAGCACUUAUCGGUUAGAAUAUUAGGCAGAAAUGUCCGCCGCCGUGUCGAAUCAACAGAAAACAAUCGAAAUCCUGCGGGAAACCGAACGCGUUGCCGAUCAGGUGCUCAUGCGAAAACAGGAGCUGAUAGCCCUGGAUAAACGGCGACAGGAAACGCGUGAAGCAACGCGAACACUGAAAAAUUCUUUCCCCAGUGGCAGCGCCAAGGUAUGGAUUACCGUUGGCUCGAUGCUGAUGAAAAUGCCCCGGGACAAGGCGCUGGAGCUGCUCGAGAAAGAUGCGGCCCAGAUCGAGCAGGAAAUCAAUCGCCUGAGGGCGGAACAGAAAGUGCUGGUCAGCAAACAGCGGGACCUGGAGCACGAGAAGCCGUUGCGGGGCUUCGAUUUGAAGCCGCUGACUGCGGCCGAAAUUUCCGCCAUCAAGGCCAAUGCACCGGCUUUUUAGGGGAACUAAUUUUAGUUGUCCUAGUAUGAUCUCUGAUGUAUCUUUCUCAUUUAUUUGAUUUUUUUUAAUGUAUUAAUAAAGUAUAACUCCCUAUCUAAUAAAAGGUGUCAUCCAUCAAAUAUGAAUAAAAAAAAGUUUCUUGUUUUGAGAAAUAUUUAA